CGUCGAUCCUCCUUCCGCUGGUUUAAUUAAUCGGUUUGUUUGCCUUAGCUUGUGGGCUCUCCUGCUGGCUGCAUCCCCUCCAUGAGAAAGCACUGCUUUUCUCUCCUCCCUUCUAAUCUUUAUAUAUCACCCGGUCGCCUCACUCCUACCUUGAUUUCUCUCUUCUACAUAUCUGCCUCGACCUCAUUCCCCCUCUUCCCUUAAUCCUUUACCUACACUCUCCAUCAGGCUUGACGCCCCUCCUUCAAAGCCAUGUCGGUUGUCUCUCUCCUCGGGGUCAAGAUUGUCAACAAUCCAGCCUCUUUCCUCGACCCUUAUCAAUUCGAGAUCACUUUCGAGUGUCUUGAACAGCUCCAGAAAGAUCUGGAGUGGAAGCUCACCUACGUCGGCUCGGCAACUUCCUCCGAGUACGACCAGGAACUCGAUUCCCUUCUGGUCGGACCCAUUCCCGUCGGUGUCAACAAAUUCAUCUUCGAGGCCGAUCCGCCAGACCUCAAGCGCAUUCCUACUUCCGAGAUUCUCGGCGUGACCGUGAUUCUUCUCACUUGCAGCUACGAUGGCAGAGAAUUCGUCCGCGUCGGAUACUAUGUAAACAAUGAAUAUGAUUCCGAGGAGUUGAUGGAGCAGCCGCCGGCCCGGCCGAUCAUCGAGCGCAUUCGUCGGAACAUCCUGGCUGAAAAGCCCAGGGUAACCCGAUUUGCGAUCAAGUGGGACUCGGAGGAAUCCGCCCCCGCUGAAUACCCCCCCGACCAGCCCGAAGCCGACCAGGAAGGAGACGACAGUGCUGCGUAUGGCGCGGAAGAAGCCGAGCUCGAAGCCGCCCUGUUCAACGAGCUCCGGGAACUCGAGGCGCCCAAGGGCGAGGAUCAAGACAUGGAGGGAACCGAAGGCCCUGCUGUCAAGGAGGAAGAGGAGGAAGACAUCUCGGAUGCCGAGAGUGAGGAUAUUGAGGAUGAGAGUGAUGAGGACGACGAGGAGCUCGAUGAGGAGGAGGGCGAUGAUGGCGACGACGACGUCGAGAUGGGCGAUGAUACCGAGCCGAAGGAUGAGUCGGCUGGAGGCGCCAGUAACAACCCGGCGGCUCAUCAGCAGCCCGAGCUGAUGGUUCACUAGAUGGACCCGUUUUCGUCCCGACUACACGCUGGGGCUGGUAUAUUUUUCUUAUUCUUAUCCGUCGAAUGAUUUUAUGAUUGGGUUGCAACGUUUCAUGACAUCCAUCUAUCAUCACCUCAAUCUUGCAGUAAUUAGUUAUGACAUAGAACGAACAUAAUCCGAACCAUAUCCUCAUGUUG
Aspergillus ibericus CBS 121593 is the source of this 1292-nucleotide messenger RNA. It is a transcript of the gene asf1, whose product is annotated as nucleosome assembly factor ASF1. The record is from RefSeq and is a predicted model, not a curated record. Gene Ontology annotation, biological process: nucleosome disassembly; nucleosome assembly; DNA replication-dependent chromatin assembly. Gene Ontology annotation, molecular function: histone binding. The transcript has 4 exons. Gene Ontology annotation, cellular component: nucleus. Bases 253 to 1113 code for a protein of 286 amino acids. NCBI's taxonomy places the organism in Eukaryota, Fungi, Ascomycota, Eurotiomycetes, Eurotiales, Aspergillaceae.